AUGCUUCUUUAUGAAUCUUACAUUUACACACUUGAACGUUCAACAACGAAUAAAUUGAUCUUUCGCUGUAGAAAUCGUGAUUGCAAAGCACGCUGCCAUACUAAUUUAUCAAUGGAUACAUUUCUCUCUCCACCAACAGCUCAUUCUCAUGCUCCUAAUCCUGAUAUUAUACCUGCUAUUCAAUUAAAAAUUGACAUCAAAGCUCGUGCUGCAAUUACAGAUGAACCAACUAGUUCAAUACUUCACACCGCUUUACGAACAUAUCCCCUUAGUGCAGCUGGUCAACUUCCAAAAACUGAUGCUCUGAUACUAACUAUUCGACGUCAACGUGCUGCUCCAACAUUAGAUCCUGAUGGUCGUAUACCAGAAAAACUAAGAAAAACAGAUCGUGGUGAAGAUUUCAUUCUUUUUGAAAGUGAAGAGUUAAUUAUUUUUACAACGAAAACUAAUUUAUCUAUAUUGAAACAAUACAAGCAUUGGUUUGCUGAUGGCACAUUCAAAGUAUGUCCUGAUGAAUUUUAUCAGCUGUUUACAUUGCAUGCUAUGAUGACAAAUUCAAUUAUUCCUCUCGUUUACGGACUGUUAAUUGGAAAAAGCACAAAUGAUUAUAAUUUAUUCUUCGAAAAAGUUCUUGAGCAAGAUGAUUUUCAACCUCAAUCAAUCAUGACUGACUUUGAAGCUGGCACAAUCAAAUCGGUAAAAGAAAUGUUACCAAAUGUUCAACAUAAAGGAUGUCUUUUUCACUUCGGACAAGCGGUAUGGCGACAAGUUCAAAGCAAAGGAUUGACGACGAAAUAUAGAGAGGAUGAGUAUUUUCGUUUAAAUGUUAAGAAAUUGAUUGCUCUUGCUUUUGUUCCCGUAGGUGAUGUCACAACAGCGUUUGACUUGGUGGCCGAACAAUUCGACGAUGAUGCAGACGAUUUACUCGAUUAUUUUGAAAAAACUUGGAUUGGUGAACGAAAAAGAAGAGGUAAAUUUUUUGUGAUUGCUGAGAAAUUUUUUACGGUUUGGUAUUUGUUAGGUACUGGUCGAAAAAAUCCUCAAUUUCAACAUCAACUAUGGAACAUAUAUGAUCGUGUCGUGGCAGGUGUACCAAGAUCAAAUAAUGCUGUAGAAGGUUGGCACAAUGCUUUCGCUAGUCGGGUAUCCAUCAAUCAUCCAAACAUCAUUAAAUUAACAGAAAAGAUUCGUCGUGAACAAUCAAAAUUUGAAAUUGAUAUUGCCAAGAUCCUUCAAGGUCAUCAAGUUAAAACACAAAAAGCGUGUUAUAGAAAACUCGACGAAAGAAUUGAACGCGUACUCACUACUUACGACUCAUCUCAACUGGAUCAAUACUUAAGCAAUAUCGCAGCUAAUAUCUCUCUCUAACUGUUUUUACGUUUUUUUUUCUUGUAUAUUAUAAAUAAUUUAUGCUAUUGUAAAUAUAAUUGGAUAACACCUCAAUAUUUUUUUUCUUGAACGAGAAAAUUCAUUAAGAGAGAAGAGAGAAUUUUUCAUUCGAUCGUAUGUAUGCAACGAAUUAGUUGCGACGAACAGAACGCGACAAAUUGUUAUGCGACGAAUUGAUCAUGCGACGAAUUGAUCGCGACGAAUUGAUCGCGACGAAUUGUCUGCGACGAAUUGAUCGGUCACCCUGGGGGGGGAAGGGGUGUAGGGACUGUGGGAACAAAGUGUUACAGGGAGAGGCCUGAAGGGGGGGAGGGAGGGUUUUCGUA
This is a messenger RNA of Rotaria sp. Silwood2, 1715 nucleotides long. Lineage: Eukaryota; Metazoa; Rotifera; Eurotatoria; Philodinida; Philodinidae. The record is from the annotation of a GenBank genome assembly.